Beta vulgaris subsp. vulgaris (sugar beet) is the source of this 1374-nucleotide messenger RNA. RefSeq lists its product as uncharacterized. Bases 1 to 1374 code for a protein of 457 amino acids. The record is from RefSeq and is a predicted model, not a curated record. The transcript is spliced from 6 exons. Lineage: Eukaryota; Viridiplantae; Streptophyta; Magnoliopsida; Caryophyllales; Amaranthaceae.
AUGGUGCGUCAAAUGACAAACUUGGAUGAAGAGGCUGAGAGAAGAAAGAAAGCCAAUGCCCCAAACUAUGUACCCUUACCUAUACCAGGAGUUCCUCCUUAUAGUGAGACUAGUGAUGGUCAACCAAGUGAUGUACAAACCAAGAAAAGAAAGGAGAAUCCAAUCACUAAGCUAUAUGAUGUACAAGCUAGGAAUCAUCUAGAUGCUGAGAUUGCUCACAAUAAUUUGAGUGGUUAUAUUCCUCCAAACUAUAACAAGUUAAGAAACCACCUUGCUCGAAAAAGAAUUAGAACAUCUAGAUAUGCUUUUGGAACCAAUAAAAGCUACGUGGAGGGAGAAAGGGUUACAAUAGUGUCUGAUGGUUGGAGUGAUCCACAAAGAAGACCUUUGAUUAAUUUUAUGGCUACUAGUGAGAGUGGUCCCAUUUUCAUUAAAAGUGUGAAUUGUUUUGGUGAAGUCAAGGACAAGUACUUCAUUGCAGAUCUUAUGGAAGAAGUUAUUGAAGAAGUUGGUCCCAUGAAUGUUGUUCAGGUAAUAACAGACAAUGCUAGCAAUUGCAAGGGUGCUGGUGAACUUAUUGAAAUCAAUGCAGGUGAAAAACUUCAUUAUGAAUCAUUCUAUGAGACUAGCAAUUUCAAUCGAUUUUCUUCUUUGAAAUUAAUUGCAGUGGCUGAUACUCGUUUUGCUUCAGUGGUUGUUAUGCUAAAGAGGUUUAAGCUUCUAAGGCGUUCUCUUGAGGCCAUGGUGAUAAGUGAAGAAUGGGGGGGUUACAAAGAGGAUGAUCAAGGAUUGACAGAUGAUGAUGAUGAUGAUUACUCCGAGUUUUUUGAAGUAGUUCAUCGCAUUAUUGUAGCUCGUUGGACAAAAAGCAACACUCCUCUUAAUUGCUUAGCUCACUCAUUAAAUCCUAGGUUUUAUAGUGAGGCAUGGCUUGAAGAAAAUCCAAAUAGAGUACCUCCGCAUAGAGACACAGAAAUAUCUGAAGGAAGAGUAAGUUGUUUUAGAAGACUAUUUCCUGACAAUGCUGAUUUUGCCCGAGCUAUGGAUGAAUAUACCAUGUUCUCAUACAAAUAUCUUGGACAACCUACUUCAUCUUCAUGUUGUGAACGUAAUUGGAGCAUAUAUUCUUUUAUUCACUCACUUAGGAGAAAUAGGUUGAAUCCAAAACGAGCUGAAAAUUUGGUGAAGAUUCACACUAAUCUGCGUCUUCUAUCAAGGAACACAAAUGAAUACACAGCUGGGAAGACAAAAUUGUGGGAUGUAGGUGGUGAUCAAUUUGAUGUCAUGGAUGAUGGGAACGAUGAAAACGCCUUUCUAGAGUUUGCCGACCUUUCUCUUGAUGAACCGGAUCUUGAAUCUGUAUUUUUUCCUUAG